AUGACUCCACAGGAAAAGGUGCAAGCUCGAAAGCUGUGGCAGGAAAAAGCAAAGAGAAGACGUCGUUUAUUGCAGGAAAAAUUAAAUGGUUCCUCCGUUCCUGAGAGAAGAAAACCUGAUAAACGAACACAAGCAGCACAAUUAAAAUCUUCUCGUGCGAGGAGGAGAAGAAACCUAAUGAUCAAAACACAAGCAGCUGAUAUUAUUAAACUUAAAUCUCGAGUGGAUUGUUACAAAAAACGUCUACAAAGGUUGUCAACAGAAUUGACGUCAAAACUAUCAACAGAAGACUCGCCUAACACUAAAGUGAAUGCUUUAGUCAAUUCACCCACUGCAAGAGAUCUAGAAAUCGUUCGAAAACAGUUAUUAUACGGUGAGGUUUUAUCACGACAAUUAAAUGAGAAUUAUUCGAAUCUUUCUUCUACGAAAGAAAAAAAAAUAUUUAAAAGAGUUAUUAGUGGAAAACUAGUCAACAAGUACAAUGUUUUAGACAAAGAAAAAACGGUGAAACCUCUAAAAAAUCUGACUCGGAAUUGCAAGUUGAUUGAGUCAAGACAAAAAAGUCGAAAAUAUUAUGGUAUAAUGAAAAAGAAAAUUAUUACUUUUAUGGAAGAAUACUCAAAUAGCAGAGUGUGUGCUGGGAAGAAGGAUUGUAUAACGAAGCAAGGUGAGCGUAAACAAAAAAGAAUUAGGCUAGAUACUUUAUUUAAUUUACAUAAACUUUUUUUGGAAAAGUCACAAGUACAAAUUUCAUAUUCAGCUUUUUGUAAGCUUCAACCGUUUUGGAUAGUCGAGCCACAUUGCAGUAAUCGUAACACUUGUAUGUGUGUAACACAUAGCAACAUGGAUUUAUGUUUGUCUUCCCUGUAUAAUGCGAAGAUAAUAUCAGUUCCAAACCAUGUGAGCUUUCUAAAUUCUAUCUGUUGUAACAGACAUGAUGAAAAAUGUUUAGCAAGAAAAUGUGAAAAAUGUUUAGCAAGAAAAUGUGAAAAUUGUAAGCAUAAAGGAAUUGAUUACAAAGAAUUUGAUAAUUCAAACCCCUUGAAUUACCAAAAGUGGCAAUCAGUACGCCAAGAUUAUGUCGAUCCAAAAACUAAAAAAACAAAAACUGUAACAAAGUGUGUUAAGAGUACGCUGAAGAUUAAUCCACGAGAUUUGAUUCUGGAUUUAGAAAAUAAUGAUAAUAAUGAAUUGAAUAUAGUGCAUCAGUACCAAGCUUUAAAAGCAAAAAAAGAAAAUCUCACUGAUAGUGAUGCUAUAAUACAUGUCGACUUCAGUGAAAACUUUCAAACAAAGUACGCAGAAGAAGUACAAUCCUUUCAUUUCGGAGGUUCGAGACAGCAAAUAAGUAUGCACACCGUGGUAGUCUAUACAAAAAGAGCUGGGGAAGAUAUUAAGAGUAAAUGCUUUUGUACUUUGUCUGAAAAUUUAUCGCACUCACCUUCUGCGAUUUGGGCCCAUUUGCAACCAAUACUUGACAGUUUACCGGCUACUGUUACUAAUUUACACUUCUUGAGCGAUGGGCCAGUGACACAGUACCGAAACAAAAUUAUGUUUAAAGUAUUAGCGACAAAGUUAGAAGAAUUUUAUCCUAAUCUUAUGAAUUUUUCUUGGAAUUAUCACGAAUCCGGCCACGGAAAGGGAGCUCCAGACGGAGUGGGUGCAACUUGCAAAAGGACUGCAGAUAAACUGGUUGCAAGUGGCACCGAUAUUUCCUCAUUAGAAGACUUUACCCAAGUACUUCAAAAAAAUUGUCCAAACAUUACAGUUUUAAUCAUUACUGAUGCAGAUAUUGCAGACAAAGAGGCAAAAUUUGAACCAGCAAAAACUAUAAAAACGUUUACUGGGACAUUAAAGGUUCACCAAAUUUGCGGAAGUGUGUUUCUUCCUAAUCGUUUAAUUAUGAAGAGCUUAAGCUGUUUUUGUAAUCCAGAUAAUUGCGAUCAUUUUAAACUAAGUAUCUUAGAUUUUUCUCAAACAAAGUCUAAAUCUCGUUGGUGUAUUGAUAAUGUAUACUCAUCAGCAUGUGAUACUGAUUAUGAGCCAUUAUCAAUUCGAUUAACUAAGAAAUCUACAAAGAAGAAACAUCACUCAAAGCCCUCAUCGUCACGAACACUACGUAGCCAAAAGCAUACACGUUAA
Messenger RNA from Psylliodes chrysocephalus, 2142 nucleotides. The record is from the annotation of a GenBank genome assembly. NCBI's taxonomy places the organism in Eukaryota, Metazoa, Arthropoda, Insecta, Coleoptera, Chrysomelidae.